Molecule: messenger RNA, 1199 nt
Organism: Oncorhynchus kisutch (coho salmon)
Lineage: Eukaryota; Metazoa; Chordata; Actinopteri; Salmoniformes; Salmonidae
Product: scavenger receptor cysteine-rich type 1 protein M130-like
Exons: 5
Biological process (GO): cell-cell junction maintenance
Cellular component (GO): membrane
Source: RefSeq, a predicted model, not a curated record
CGGCUUGUGGAUGGAGCUGGUCUCUGCUCUGGGAGAGUGGAGGUGAAGUCCAAUCAGUCCUGGGCCUCAGUGUGUGAAGCUGACUUUGACCAGCAGGAUGCAGAGGUAGUCUGUAGGGAGCUUGGUUGUGGGGCUCCUGCAGCUCUACAGGGGGGGCUCUAUGGAGAAGGUGAGGGUCAGACCUGGGAUAAAGAGUUCCAGUGUAAAGGCAAAGAGUCCCUUCUCCUGGAUUGUGACACCUCAGACAGAGAGAACAACACCUGCCUACCUGGUAAUGCUGUUGGGUUCACCUGCUCAGAGCCUGAUGAUGUGAGGCUGGUGGGAGGAGGCAGUCGCUGUGCUGGUGGAGUGGAGUGGUACGACCAGGGAGAGUGGAGGACUGUGGGAGCUGACUGGAACAAGGAGAAUGUAGCUGUAGUAGUGUGUAGACAGCUGGGUUGUGGUUCCACUGUUUUAGUACCACCUGGAAACACCAAUAGAGGGAUUGGAGUUUUCUGUUCUGGGUCUGAGCCUUCACUGAGGGAAUGUUCCAGAAGUUAUUAUCUCCGCCCUGGACUCACAGUGAUCUGCUCAGAUGACUCCCACCAAGGGAACUACAGAUGUGUUUAUGAGACUUAUGUUUUCUCUCAUAACUUCUCCUCUGAGAGUGAGCUCCUCCCCCUCACCAUCACAGCCUCUCCUCUGCCAGCCUUCAUCAUCAGACACGUUGUAGUGCUGCUGAUUCUACUGACAACAAUCACCACCUCCUACCUGUACUACAAGCCCACCAGCAGGCAGAAGAGAGUGAACAGGGUGAGCAGCAUGGAUCUUUAUGUCAAUGCCAUGGAGAUGGUCUCUCUGAGCUCCAGAGCUGAAGAUGGACUGGGAGAGGAGAGAGCAGCCCAGGGGACGGAGUAGGAGGAGAAUGAAGCUGACCCUACAUGCUGAUCUUAGGUCAGUUUUGUGUUUUAAAUCGAUGGUCAGCAGUGGACUGAUGUUUAAAAUGUGGUGACAAACCUGAAGUGGUUUUAAUUUUAAUAACAAGUUCAGAAUUAGUUUAUCUUUCUAGUACCUUGGAAGAAAUCUAAAAGUAGUGACUGCAACCACCAUUAUUCAUUUAGUUUGGUUUUUACCACCAGAGUAACAUGGGGUUUUGGUAACAUGGGGUUUGGGUGACAUGGGGUUUUUGGGUGACAUGGGGUUUUUGGGUAACAUGGGGU